UAGACAACAACCAAUAAAAAAAUUCAACGUAAAAAUGUCCAUUACUCUUAUAUUACUGACAACUAUUAUAAUUCUAAUUUCAUUUAUAUUUAAUCAUAUCAAACGUAAACUCAGUUACUGGAAAAAUAAAAAUAUCCCCCACCAAAAACCCAGUCUAAUAGUGGGAAAUUUUCAAGGACUACGCAAGACCCACAGUAUUGCGGAAAUUUUUACUCAACAUUAUGAACAAUUUAAAGGCACCGGACCCUUUAGUGGUUUUUAUUUCAUACAUCGUGCAGCUGUAGUAGUAUUGGAUAAACAGUUAAUUAAAAAUAUUUUAAUUAAAGAUUUUAAUAAUUUUACCGAUCGGGGUUUAUACAGCAAUGAGAAAGAUGAUCCAUUAACUGGACGUCUCUUUCUAUUGGAUGGGGCGGAAUGGAAAAAUAUGAGAAGUAAAUUAUCACCUACAUUUAGUUCUGGUAAAAUGAAAGGAAUGUAUGAAUUAGUGUUAAAACAAGCCGAGGAAUUGGUAGAGGUAUUCAAUGAUUCGUUAAAUGAAAGUUCCAUUAUGGAAAUAAAAGAUAUUAUGGCCCGUUUUACCACCGAUGUUAUAGGAUCUUGUGCUUUUGGUUUAAAAUGCAAUAGUUUAAGAGAUCCUCAAGCAGAGUUCCAAGUAAUGGGCUUACGUUCCUUAAAUGAACGUAGACAUGGUCCUUUAAUAUCGGGCUUCAUGCAGGGCUUUCCAGAUUUGGCUAGAAAACUGCAUUUACGUUCUAUACCGGAUGAUAUCAAUGAGUUCUUUAUGCGCAUUGUUCGUGAAGUGGUAGAAUAUCGUGAGCAAAAUAAUAUAACUUGUAAUGAUUUUUUGGGUAUUUUAAUUAGUAUGAAAAAGGAAACAGGAGUUAAGUUAUCAUUGGAACAAAUGGCAGCUCAGGCUUUUGUUUUCUUUUUGGGAGGUUUUGAAACCUCAUCAUCAACAUUGGGUUUUGUUUUAUAUGAAUUGGCUUUGCAUCAGGAAAUGCAAGAUAAAUUAAGACAGGAAAUCAAAGAGUCUUUUAAGGAAAACAAUAUUGAUUAUGAGACCCUGCACCAACUGAAAUUUAUGGGACAUAUUAUUUCAGAAACUUUACGCAAAUACCCUGUAAUACCCCUAAUAACUCGCUUGGCCUUAAAUGAUUACCCGAUUCCAGACUAUCCUGAUUAUGUCAUCAAAAAAGGCAUGCCCGUUUUUAUACCCAUUUAUGCCUUUCACCAUGAUACCAAUUAUUAUCCAGAACCGGAAAAAUUUAAACCUGAAAGAUUUGCUUCACGAGAGGACAUUUGUAAAGAUUCUCUUCCCUGGCUACCGUUUGGUGAGGGUCCUCGCAACUGUAUUGGUUUACGUUUCGGUCUCAUGCAAACUAGAGUGGCUUUGGCGUACCUUUUAAAAUAUUUUAAAUUUUCGGUUAGUGAGAAGACCGAAAUUCCUUUGGUUUUGGAUAAGGCUUCAGUGCUUUUGUCUGCUAAGAAUGGUAUUUUCUUGAAAGUGGAGAAGAUAUUGUAAUUUGAAAAUAAGAUGUUUGCUUCCAAUAGUUUUUAAGUUAUAGUUUAAGUUCAGUUCUAGGUCAGCUAGUUCUA
Molecule: messenger RNA, 1596 nt
Organism: Lucilia cuprina (Australian sheep blowfly)
Lineage: Eukaryota; Metazoa; Arthropoda; Insecta; Diptera; Calliphoridae
Product: cytochrome P450 6a9-like
Exons: 2
Coding region: 35-1522 (495 amino acids)
Molecular function (GO): oxidoreductase activity, acting on paired donors, with incorporation or reduction of molecular oxygen; iron ion binding; monooxygenase activity
Source: RefSeq, a predicted model, not a curated record